UGCCAUUAGUAGCUUCUCUGUAAUCAGCCACGGAGCGCCUAGUGACUCGGUUUUAAGUUGGCACGGAUUCGGAGAGACGCACUCGUGAUUCGGAAGUUAUCAAGUUACGGCUCUGCGCAUCAAGCUCGUUGAAGCGCAGCGCACGCGGGACGGACGGUGGGGAGGGAGCGCCGUGCUGCGCAAGGGGUGGCGAGGAGGAAAUACCGCGCUGCGGGAGAGGCGAGGAGCGGGCGCCUGUAUUCGGUGGAGAGCGUAUAGAGAAACCGGGGACGGGUUCUACCUCACUCCUGCGUGUGCCGAUUCGACGGGAGGAGGCAACUGAUUGGCGAGGAUGUUGACUGUGGACCCCGACAAGCUGCCGCGCUGGCUGAGACUCACGGCUGUCCUGCUGGGCGUGCUGGUGCCGGGAUCGGGCUGUGCCAACAUCCUCGUGGUGCCGGUGGAUGGGAGCCACUGGAUCAACAUGAAGGUGCUGCUGGAGGAGCUCCGUGCCCGCGGGCACUCCCUCAGUGUCCUGCACACCUCCACCAGCCAUUACAUCAAGGAGGACCCCUCCCUCUACCGCUCCUUCAUCGUGCCGAUGGACGGGAAACUGGGCAUCGUCGAGGACAGGCAGAUGGUCUCCAACCUGGUGGUGGAGACGCUGGAGACUUUCCGGAAUGGCUACACCCCGAUGGCCUUCCUGCGCAACAACCUCAACAUGCGGCGGAUUGUCUACGAGACGCACCAGUGCACGCAGCGGUUCAUCGUCCAGCUGUUCGAGGACAGGCGGCUGAUGGGGGAGCUGGAAGGGGCCGGCUUUCAUCUCCUGCUGACCGAUCCCCUGUACCCCACCGGAUCCAUGCUGGCCCGGCACCUGAAGCUGCUGCUGGUCCACAACGCCCGCUGGCUCACCAACGGGGACUGCCACCACCUGCUGGCCCCCUCCCCGCCCUCCUACGUGCCGGUGGUGGGGAGCUGGCUGACCGACACCAUGUCCUUCUCCCAGCGCCUCUCCAACACCAUCCAGCACUUCAUGACCAUCAUCCUGGUGGCCUCCAUGGUGGAGGGCAACUACCAGGAGCUGUGCCGGCGCUACCUGGGUCCCGGGACCGGGCUGCGGGAGGUGAUACUGGCUGCCGACUUGUGGCUGAUAAGGGUGGACUUUGUGCUGGAGUUCCCCCGGCCCACCAUCCCCAGCAUGGUGUACAUGGGGGGCUUCCAGUGCCGGCCGGCCAGCCCCCUCGACCCUGAGCUGGAGGCCUUCGUGCAGGGCUCAGGGGAGCACGGGGUGGUGCUGUUGUCACUGGGGACGCUGGUCACCACCCUGCCCGACUGGAUGGCGGAGACCAUCGCCGUGAGCUUGAGCAGGCUGCCCCAGAGGGUGGUCUGGCGCCACGUGGGGCCAGUACCCAAGGGGGUGGGCAACAAUACCCUGGUGAUGGGGUGGAUACCCCAGAACGACCUGCUGGGGCACCCUAAGGUGGUGGCCUUCAUCUCCCAUGGGGGCACCAAUGGCCUGUACGAGGCCAUCUACCACGGGGUGCCGGUGGUGGGCCUGCCCCUCAUCUUCGACCAGUUCGACAACCUGGUCCGGCUGGAGGCCCGGGGGGCAGCCAAGGUGCUGGACACGACCACCCUGCGGGCCGGGCAGCUGGAGGAGGCCGUGCGGGAGGUGACCAGCACCCCCGGCUACCGCCGCAGCAUGCACCGGCUGUCCGCCCUGCACCGCGACCAGCCCCAGCACCCCCUGCAGCGGGCCAUCUACUGGCUGGAGUUCGUGCUACAGCAUGGGGGGGCCCCCCACCUCAGGCCGGCCAGCUUUGACCUGCCCUGGUACAUCUACCACGGGCUGGAUGUGAUGGCGUUCCUGGGCGCGCUGGCCUCCACCGCAGCUCUGCUGGGGCUGCUGCUUCUCAGGUGUGUCUACCAGGCCCUGAGGGGGAGGAAGGAGAAAAAUGACUAAGAUGGGGGGGGGGGGGGGGGAAAAAGAGGAUGGAUGGGGCGUGGGGUGGGGAUGUUGAACGUCAAUCGGUGCAGCAUAAGAUUGCAGCUGGAAAAUUUGGAAUAUUGCGCACAGUUCUGGUCACCUAACUAUAGGAAGGAUGUCAGUCAGAUUGAAAGAGUGCAGAGGAGAUUUACUAGAAUGUUGCCGGAUCUUCAGGAGUUGAGUUACAGGGAAAGAUUGAACAGGUUAGGACUUUGUUCCUUGGAGCGUAGAAGAAUGAGGGGAGAUUUGAUAGAGGUUUACAAAAUUAUGAGGGGUAUAGACAGAGUAAAUGCGAGUCGGCUCCUUUCACUGAGAUUAGGAGAGAUAAGUACGAGAGGACAUGGCUUUAGGGUGAAAGGUUUAGGGGGAACUUCCUCACUCAGAGAGUGGUGGGAGUGUGGAACGGGCUGCCAUCUGACAUGGUAAAUGUGGGCUCACUCUUAUGUUUUAAGAAUAAAUUGGAUGGAUACAUGGACGGGAGAGGUCUGGAGGGUUAUGGACUGAGUGCAGGGCAAUGGGACUAGCGGAAUAAAGUUUCGGCACAGACUAGAAGGGCCGAAUGGCCUGUUUUCUGUGCUGUAGUGUUCUAUGGUUCUAAAAGAUUUACAAGGAUUUGAGGGACUGAGUCAUGGGGAGAGGUUGGACAGGCUGGGACUUUAUUCCUUAGAGUGUAGGAGACUGAGGGGUGAUCUUAUAGAGGUUUAGAAAAUCAUGAGGGGCAUCGAUAAGGUGAAUGUGCACCCAGUUUUUAUCCCCCCAGGGUUGGAGAAUCAAGAACUUGAGGGCAUAGGUUUGGGGUGGGGGGAGAUUUAAUCAGAAGCUGAGGGGCAAUUUCUUCACGCAGAGGGUGGUCCGUAUAUGGAACGAGCUGCCAGAGGAAGAAGCUGAGGCAGCUACAUCAACAUUCAAAAGAGAAUGUUGACAGCUCCAUGGAUAGGAAAGGUCAAAACGCCGGCAAAUGGGGCACCUUGGGUCGGCAGGGGCCAGUUGGGCCAAAGGGCCCAUUGCUGUGCUGUGUGACUCUAAUGACACGGGGACCGGCCCUCAGCUCAACGCAUUUGUACCAAAUCUCUCCUGCACUGUAGGUGAUCCAUAUCCCUCCAUACCUAUUGCGUCGACUUGCCCCCACCACCCCUGGCAGCCCGUUCCAGGCACCCCACCGCUCCGAGUCAUACAGCGCAGAAACUGCCCCAAACACGUCCACGUCCUUCCCCCCACCCCACCCCCCACAGAAGCUGCUCGACCCUCCGAGUUCCUCCAGCAGAUUGUGUGGCUCCUAUACAUCUUCACUCCCGUACUCAAACCCUCUUCCAACGCACGCCAACGCGCCAUUUGCCUUUUUAACUGCUUGCUUUCGGAAGACAAGUGUACAAGGACACCCUUGUGCAUCAACACUAGCCAACAUCUCACUUAAACGGAUGUGGGUAACUUCACAUUUGUUUCCCUUAAACGGCAUCUGCUGCGGCGUGACCCACCCACUCAACGUGUCCAAGUCACCUGUGCCGUCCUCCCAACUCAGUCUUGUUUUCUGUCAUCAGCAGACCUCAGAACCUGUCCCAUGUACAGACCACGGGAUCGCUGAGGCCACAAAGCACUGAUCCCUGUGGUACCCUGGUCACACCAAGACGGGCCCAUUUAUUCCCACCCUCUGGAGGUUCCUGGAGCUCUCUUCCCGCAGGGUCACAGGGAGGGGUGUUGGGAGGGUUCCAGAGUGGGACAGGCUGGACUUUGUUGGAUGAAGAGGCAGGUCGCUUGUGUCAGAGCGAUGGUUCCCAUCUCCGAAGGGGAUGAGCAACAUCUUCUCACGGUCACUCCAGGGGAAGUAACCGACCACCUGAACAGGGGUCGAAUUAUUGAGUCACACAGCAGGGAAACAGGACCUUCGGCCCAACUCGUCCAUGCCGACUGUGUUGCCCAGCGAGCUGGUCCAUCUGCCUGUGUUUGGCCCACAGCCCUCUGAACCUCUUCUCUCCAUGUACUUAUCUAGAUGGCUUUUAAAUGUUGUUAAUGUGCCCGCCUCAACCACUGUUUCUGGCAGCUCAUUCCAAAUAUGCACCACCCUUUGUGUGAAGCUGCCCCUGACGUCCCUUUUAAAUCUCUCGCCUCUUGUUUUUAGCUCUCUCCCUCUGGGAAAAAGACUGUGUGCUUUCACCCUGUCUAUGCCCCUCAUGAUCUCAUACAGCUGUCAGGUCACCCCUCAAUCUCCUACGUUCCAGGGAAUAAGGUCCUAGUCUAUGCAACCUCUCCUCGUAACUCAGGGCCUCAAGUCCAGGCAACAUCCUGGUAUAUAUCUUCUGCUCUCUUUCCAGUUUAAUAGCACCUUUCCUAGAACAGGGCAACCAAAACGGUUCACAGUCCUCCAAGUGCGGCCUCACCAACGUCUUAUAUAACAUAACUUCCCGACUCCUGUACUCAGUGCCCUGACUGAUGAAGGCCAGCGUGCUGAACCCCUUCACCAUCACCUUGUCUACCUGUGACGCUGCUUUCAGUGAAUUAGGCACUUGCCCUCCAAGGUCUUGCUGUUCCACAACACUCGUCAGGGACCUCACAUUCAUUGUACAAGUCCUACCCUGGUUUGAUCUCCCAAAAUUUAUCUGGAUUGAAAGCCAUUUGCCAAUCCUCAGCCCACAUAAUCAAGAUCCCCCUGUAAUUGUUCAUAACCUUCUACACCACCUACAGCACCACCUAUUUUAGCAUCACCUGCAAACCUACUAACCGUGCCUUGUACGUUCAUAUCCAAAUCGUAUAAAUUACAAACAAGGGCCCCAGCGGCACACCACUAGACACAGGCCUCCAGUCCGAGAAACAACCCUCGACCAUCACCCUCUGCUUCCCACCACUGAGCCAGUUAGGUAUCCAGUCGGCUGCCUCCCCCUGGAUCCCAUGUGAUCUAACCUUCCAGACCAGCCUUCCAUGAGGGACCUUGUCAAAGUCCAUGUGGACAACAUCCGCUGCCCUACCCUCUUGGCUACUUCCUCGAAGAACUCCAAGACAUUUUUCAGACAUGACUGCCCACGCAUCAGCUGUCACUCGACGGCACCUCCCAAACCCGUCUCCUCUCUCCCACCAAGGCAGGGUGGGGGGAAAACACCCGACUUGGAAGUACAUGGUUGGAUACAAGUUUUUGAUGUAAUUCAAUGCCCCAAAUGGGUGUGCCUUGAGCACCAGUUCUUGAAUUUUCAUUAGUUUCUAUUUUAGGAGCUUCACUCCCUUUUGCACUUACCAAAUUAAGUAAACAUACGACUAACCCAAUAGUUAAACAUACAAUAUGAAUAUGGUUUCAAUUUCGUAAAUCUUUUGGAUUGAAUAAAUUUGUCAAGUCCCAUUCAAUCUAAUUUUUUCUUUCAUCCUUCCAGAGUUAACUCAGCUUUUUCCAUACGGAAAAGGAAGGGGGUAGUAUGUUUUCGGGAUCUAUUCAUUGAUAACUGUUUUUCAUCUUUUGAACAAUUGUGUAAUGAAUAUAAUUUGUCCAGAUCACACUUUUUCUGAUAUUUGCAGAUUAGAAAUUGUUUAAAAGCUACUAUACCCUCUUUUCCCACACCUUACAAAAUUGAAACUACGGAAAAAAUUUUAGGUCUUAAUCCUUAUCAGAAGGGCUUGAUAGCAAUAAUCUAUGAUUUAAUUAUGAAAAUACGUCUAGAAUCAUUAGACAAAAUUAAGAAUGAAUGGAAAAGCGAACUCCAAACACCUUUACCUACAGAGACUUGGAAGAAAAUUCUUCAUUUAGUUAAUACAUCUUCAAUGUGGGCCAGACACUCGAUACAGUUUAAGGUAGUCCACAGGACCCAUAUGUCCAAAGUUAAAUUAGCUCGUUUUUAUCACCAUAUAAAUCCUACAUGUGACAGAUGUAAAUCGGAUGUGGCUUCUCUGACACAUAUGUUUUGGUCCUGUCCUCUUUUGGAAAAAUAUUGGAAAGAUAUUUUUAACAUUAUCUCAACUGUAUUGAAGAUUGAUUUACAACCUCACCCUAUCACAGCAAUUUUUGGAUUACCAAGGAUAGAGUCUGGCCAUUUAUCUGCCUCCGCUAACCGUAUGAUUGCCUUUGACACAUGAAUGGCCAAAUGAUCCAUUUUGCUUAAAUGGAAGGAUCCAAUACCCCCGACUACUUUUCAAUGGUUCUCUCAAACUAUAGAAUGUUUAAACUUGGAAAAAAUUAGGAGUGAUACUGUUGAUCCUUCCCUUAAAUUUGAAAAUAUUUGGAGUCCAUUUAUUCAAUAUUUUCACAUGAUAUAGAUCCCCUUUCAAUAACUUUCCAACUUGGAGGAACAGAGCCGAUGACAUAAUAUUGCUCUGUUUCUACUGAGAAAUUUUAGCCCAGUUUUUUUUUCUUUUUUUUGUUGUUUGUUUUUUUAAAAAAUUUUUUUUUGUUUAGUUUAGUUUAUAUUGUUUACAAUUUUUCUUAUUGAUUUGGGUUUUCUUUAACAUUUAUAUAACAAAUCUUUUUCUAUCCUUUCUUGUAUUAUAUUCAUUUACUAAGAGAUCGUGGGAGCUACAAAUUUUUUUAUAUUUUACUGUUCUUUAUGACUAUCCAUGCCAUGAUUGUUCCCCUGAUCUGUGUGUAUUACGUGCACAAAAAUUGAUGCUGUAUAUUAAUCUGUAUUAAUUUGAAAACUAAUAAAAAGAUUUAAAAAGAAAGGAAGUACACAGCUGUUCCUUCCAGAGAUGGGACAGUCCCCGUUCCUUCAUCGUCGCCCAGUCCAAAUCCUGGAACUCCCUCCCACGGCACCAUGGGAGCACCUUCCCCCCAUGGACUGCAGCGGUUCAGGGAGGUGGCUCGUCUUCCACCUUCUCCAGGGGCGUUUUAAGGGCAAUAGAUGCCCGUCUCCCCAGCCCAAUGGAAGGAAAUCUAGCCAAGUCACAGCCUUGACAGCUUCUACAUUGAUUCAGCCCACCCAGGGUUUGCCUUAGGCUCCAGACCUUGUUUUCUCUCCAUUAGUUGCUCUCAGAUUCACAAUAAAGCAUCGCAACGUCACCGCAUUGUGUGAUUUCCCCAGAUGAAUUCCGCUGCACUUGGGAACCAGCAACUGGGGGCUGUGGAGACAGAGGGGUCCUGCAGAUGGGAGUGGCUAAGAGAUGGAGAAAGGACGGGGGAGGUGGGGGAAGGCAGGGAAGGAGAAGGGGGGUGUGAAGGUUGGUGCUGCGGGAGCGCUGCGCUGCGGAAGGUACAGCGAUUAGUUAGUUUAGCUUAUUGUCCCAUACACCAGGGUGCAAUGAAAUUCCUUGCUUAUUGUGGGCGUGCUACGUUGGCACUGGAAGCGUGGCGACACUUGUGGGCUGCCCCCAGAACUCUCUGUGCAAAAGAUGCAUUUCACUGUGUGUUUCGAUGUACACGUGACUAAUAAAGAAAUCUGAUCUAAGCUCACAUGGUAAUAGUACUUGGGGGAUCAAGAACUAGAGAGCAUAGGUUUAAAGGUGAGAGAGGAAAGAUUUAAUAGGAACCUGAGGGGAACUUUUUUGUGGUCUGAAUACGGAGCGAUCUGCCAGUGGAAGUGGUUGGGGCAGGUAUAUUGACAACACCUAAAAGGCACUUGGACAGGCAGGUGGAUAGGAAAGGUUGAGGAGCGGUAGGGGCCAAACAUGGGCAGAUGGGGACACAAGAGAGACGGCCAAUGCUGGAAAUCUGGAGCAAUGCACACGAGACGCUGGAGGAACUCAGCAGGUCGGGCAGCAUCGAUGGAAGGAAAUGGACAGUCGACGUUUCGGGCUGAGACCCUUCAUCGGGACUGGAAAGGAAGAGGGGAGAAGCCAGAAUGAAUGGGUGGGGAGGAGGGGGAAGAGCAGGAGAUAGGUGAAAGUACUUUUGAUGGGCACUUGGUUGGCAUGGACCAGUUGGGCUGAAGAACCAGUUUCUGUGCUGUACGACGAUGAAACAAUACAUACAGCAACAAGUGACAAAGGGAAUACUGCCAACACUGUUGUGCAGACUGAGGUCAUACAAAAAGAAAUGUUGAAGUGACAAUAACUGAAGAGGUAGAAUUAAGGGUUCCAGAACAUGGCAGCGCCACCGGGAAGGGGAUGGGAAAGAGGUGGUUGGUUCAGGAGUCUAACAGCGGUGGGGAAGAAGCUGUUCUUGAGUCUGGGUGUCCAGGCUUUCGAGCUCCUGUAUCUCCGUCCAGAAGGUAGGAGAGAGAAAAGGGAGGGUCUCCAAAAAGGCAGUGGACACCAUUUGCUGCCUCUCCAGGGACACCCGGGCACAGACGUCUCCUCGGAAGAGGAGCAGGCAGUCGGAUCAGACUGACACCCUGAAAGCCCACCAUCUGGACCCAUGAAUGGCUACCCUGUCUAACCACUGCUGUCCUACUGAGUCCUCUCUAACACCAGCUUCUCCCUCAAGUCCUUCUCCUGGGCUUCAUCCCACAACAGCAUCAAGGAACUGACAGAUAGAGCUGUCAGCCAAAUCCUCCCUGCUCUGGGAGUGUGUGAUGGGACGGUGUGGAGGGAGCUUCACCCUGUGUCUGACCCUGGGAAUGUGUGAUGGGACGGUGCGGAGGGAGCUUGACCCUGUGUCUGACCCCGGGAGUGUGUGAUGGGACGG
Molecule: messenger RNA, 8504 nt
Organism: Pristis pectinata (smalltooth sawfish)
Lineage: Eukaryota; Metazoa; Chordata; Chondrichthyes; Rhinopristiformes; Pristidae
Product: UDP-glucuronosyltransferase 2A1-like
Exons: 2
Coding region: 332-1945 (537 amino acids)
Molecular function (GO): UDP-glycosyltransferase activity
Source: RefSeq, a predicted model, not a curated record